This is a messenger RNA of Tribolium madens (black flour beetle), 3762 nucleotides long. Its product is annotated as alpha-mannosidase 2. The record is from RefSeq and is a predicted model, not a curated record. NCBI's taxonomy places the organism in Eukaryota, Metazoa, Arthropoda, Insecta, Coleoptera, Tenebrionidae. Gene Ontology annotation, biological process: mannose metabolic process; N-glycan processing; protein deglycosylation. The coding region runs from base 169 to 3573 and encodes 1134 amino acids. The transcript has 12 exons. Gene Ontology annotation, cellular component: Golgi membrane. Gene Ontology annotation, molecular function: carbohydrate binding; alpha-mannosidase activity.
ACUUUCACUCUACUUCACUGCCGGCGAUUUUGUGUUGGUACCGCUAAAAUCCCCAAAUCAAGUGUCACUUUUUGACGUUUCAUAACAAAUAUUGUUGUGUUUAAUAUUAGUGAAAAAAAUUGUUUUUUUAAACUAAAUGUGAUAGUUGCGUAAGGUGUUAGGGCCCCAAUGAUGCGAUUAAAAAGGGCUGUGGCCCUAAUUGGCGCAGCCCUUGUCGUCCUUAUAAUAGUCGAGAUUUACUCAACACGGGAUUUUUCGGAAUUUGUUGGUAAAAAACUCCCAGUUGUGAGUGACGAUAAUGAGAAAUGGUCACAUUUGGAAGAUCGAAUAAGACAACUGGAACAUGACUUAAACCGGCAUGGAAACGAAGUCCAAGACAUAAAAAACGUGAUCAAAAACAUAAUUCCAUUAAAUACGAGCACAAACAGUGCUAGAAAAAUGUCUCAAAAGGGGGCUACUAUCAAAUCGGUUAUAACCGAAUUUCUGUACGAAACAAACUGUCCAUUCCAGUUGAAUUUUAUUCCAAAAACCGACAUUCAAAUGCUGGAUGUUUACCAACGAUUAAAGUUUGAUAAUCCAGAUGGGGGCGCCUGGAAACAAGGCUGGAAAAUCGAAGUUGAUGAAAAAGACUGGAAUAGACAAAACAAACUGAAAGUUUUCGUUGUUCCACAUUCUCAUAAUGAUCCAGGCUGGAUUAAAACAAUCGAAGACUAUUAUCUCACUCAAACCAAACAUAUUUUAAAUAAUAUGUUGGUAAAACUGCCAGAAGAUCCACGUCGAAAAUUCAUCUGGGCGGAAAUAUCCUAUUUUUCGAUGUGGUGGGAGGAUUUAAGAGAGGACGAACGCGAAGUUGCAAAAAAAUUAAUCAAAAAUAAUCAAUUAGAAAUUGUAACUGGAGGUUGGGUGAUGAACGACGAAGCGAAUUCACAUUGGAUUUCCGUAAUACAACAAUUAACAGAAGGUCAUCAAUGGUUACAACAAAAUUUAAAUUACACACCCAUUAGUAGUUGGUCAAUUGACCCUUUUGGUAUGUCUCUAACACAGCCCCUUUUAUUGAAAGAAAUGGGGUUUAGGAAUAUGUUAAUGCAAAGGGUACAUUACUCGGUCAAAAAAGAGUUGGCGAGUAAACAACAAUUGGAGUUCAGGUGGAGACAACCGUGGGAUGGUUCCGGAAAAACGGACAUUUUCACUCACAUGAUGCCUUUCUAUGGCUACGAUGUACCCCACACUUGUGGUCCCGACCCUAAAAUUUGCUGUCAAUUUGACUUUAAAAGACUCCCAGGACACGGUCUUCACUGUCCUUGGAAAGUGCCCCCGCAGGAAAUCAACGAAAAGAACGUUGCCUACAGAGCUGAACUUUUGCUCGACCAAUACCGGAAAAAGUCCAAACUUUACAAAACCAACGUGGUUCUUGCACCCCUUGGAGACGAUUUCCGCUACGACCACUCAACUGAAUGGGAUGUCCAGUAUCGAAACUAUCAAAAACUCUUCGAUUAUAUGAAUUCAAAUCUAAAUCUAAACGUUCAAGCACAAUUUGGCACACUUAGUGAUUAUUUCGAUGCUGUGCAUAAAGAACGAAAAGAUAACGAUUUUCCUUCAUUAUCGGGCGAUUUUUUCACUUAUGCAGACAGAGAUGAUCACUAUUGGAGCGGUUAUUACACCUCAAGACCGUUCUAUAAACGCCUGGAUCGGAUUUUACUCGCAAAUCUUAGAGCCGCUGAAAUAAUCCUAACUUUGGCAUAUUUGAGUGGUAAACCGGGUUCGGCAUGGAUUGGUGAUCGUGAAGUAGGCUUGGAAAAACAAUUGUCAGAUGCGAGAAAAUCCCUAGCAUUGUUUCAACACCAUGACGGUAUUACAGGAACCGCUAAAGAUCACGUGGUUAUUGAUUAUGGAAAAAAAAUGUUGGCAGCUUUGAAUAAUUGUCACCAUGUGAUUCAACACUCGGCUCAUAUUUUAUUUUCGGGUAAAGAUGCUGAAACACCCGAUCAUAGCGCCCUCUUUUAUAACAUUGAUGACGUCAGACAUUCACAUGAUACGAUUGGUGAAAAAUAUCAAAUUACUAUUGGACCAGAAUUGAGAACGAAACGAAUCGCCAUUUUUAAUUCAUUGACAUUUAAUCGAAUCGAAGUUGUGACAUUUCAUGUGUCAACACCUUAUGUUGAAGUUUUAGAUUUGAAAAAACGUCGUAUCAAAUGUCAAAUUUCUCCAAUAUUUGAAUAUGGCGCUUCAAUGUCACAAACUAAAUACCAACUGUCAUUCGUUGUCAAUAUUCCAGCAUUUGGAUUGGUCAGUUACACGAUUGGUGCAUUAUGGGAGUAUGAAUCACCAACCGAAACCGUCCGAAGUUCAAUAAGGAUUUAUAAUCAAUACGGGGAAGUACAGGCACCGAUUGGUUUCACUGAUAUUGAGGUAUCGCCGAGUACGCGAGAAUUCACCUUACAAAACAAUCGACUAACGGCGAGUUUUAACGCCUUGGGAUUACUCAAAGCGUUAAGCGUUGGGGGAAAUACAGUUCCCGUUCAUUUGGAUUUUGCCAAAUAUGGAGUUAGACAAGCCGUGGAACGAAGCGGUGCGUAUUUGUUUUUACCCGAUGGUGAUGCGAUUCCGAUACAGAUCGAAAAUACGAUCGUUAAUGUCAUUCAAGGGCCAAUUAUGUCAUCAGUUACGGUGCAAUUGCCCUAUGUGCGACAUACAGUCACCCUGUAUAGUUCCACAGGUGCUGAUAGUCUCGGAAUCGAGAUCGAAAACAUCGUCGACAUUUCAAAAACGUCAAAUUUCGAGCUUGUGAUGCGUUUAUCGACAAAUAUCCAAAGUUCUGACCAUUUUUAUACCGAUUUGAACGGUUUUGAAAUAAUUCGAAGGAAACGUUUCCACAAACUCCCCCUUCAAGCCAAUUACUAUCCAAUGCCGACGACGGCCUACAUCGAAGACUCCACCACAAGACUGACAAUCUUGACCGGGAGCCCCCUCGGGGCGAGUUCUCUGCGCCAAGGCCAGGUUGAAAUAAUGCUCGAUCGGAGACUGAAUCAAGACGAUAAUUUGGGCUUGGGGCAACCGGUUUUGGAUAAUCACCCCACGAGACAUGUCUUUAGAGUGGUGUUGGAACGGAAGGGGGCCUCGUGUCGCGCCACCGUGGAGGGGCACCCGUCAGGAUUGCCAACUUUAUCAUCGUUUGUGGCUUCGCAGAGUUUAUUGAACCCCCUAGUGGGGUUAUUGCGUACCGAUGACGAGGAUUUGGUGUCCCAAGCGAGUUAUCUAAGUGUGGAGUCGGAGUUUGGGGUUGAUUUUAUGGUACCAACAUUGCGAACUGGAGUGACCCUAAAAGGGCAAGAUCAUGUCGGUUUUGUGAUUCACCGACAAUUUCUCGAUGUCUGUUUCGCCGAUUCCACACUGUUGAAACAAUUCCCCUUGAGUCAAGGAUCGGUCAACAUUAGUGCACUUUUGCCCACCGAAACUGCGAGUAAAUUACACAAAACGUCUUUGUCGUUUUUAUUAAUGAAAAACGAAGUUAAUAUCAGAGGUGACUUAAUUAUGUGUCCUAUGGAAAUUCAAGCAUUUGUUUUACAAAGGUGAAACAAGAGGCCUUUAAUUUAAUUCGAUCUGUGUUAUUUCGGAGCCAUUUAUUGAGAUUCCAGUGCAAUUGAAUGUUGGUUUCAUAGUACAAAAAUUUAGUUCCUGUUUUGAAACCAACGAUUCCAGCUUUCUUUUAUCACUGUACGAACACCUGAUUUUAAUUUUAGCAAUAAAAACACUCGGUUUUCA